AUGACUUCAGGAAAUGGGUCUGACAACUCGGCCACUGUCGCCUUCCUUGGCCCAGUCAACUCCUACACUCAUCGGGCAACGAAAAAUGCCUUCUCAGACCCUAAGUGGACUUUUGCUCCAACAACAACAAUAAAAGAAGUCUUCGACCGUGUCCAGUCCGGCCACGCCCCCUACGGCGUAGUCCCCUUCGAGAACUCAACCCACGGCGCAGUGACCUUCACCCUCGACAGCCUAGCCGACCGGGCAAACGAGUACCCCGACAUUGUCGUGUGCGACGAGGUCUAUCUCGACAUCCACCAUUUCCUGCUCGGCCGACUCCCCGAGGGUUCCUCUUCCUCUUCCUCAUCCUCUGUCUCUCCAGAUAAAGGCGUCCCCCUAACCCCCCUCACCCACCUCCGCCGGGUCUACUCCCACCCCCAAGCCUUCGGCCAAACAGCCGGGUUCCUCCGACGAUACCUCCCCGGCGUCGAGACAGUAGAAGUCAGCUCGACAUCCCGCGCAGCCGAGCUAGCGAAAGCCGAUGAGUCGGGCACGAGUGCGGCGAUUGCGAGUGAGUCGGCGGGCAAAGCGAUUGGGUUGGAUGUGUUGGCGCGGUGGAUUGAGGAUAGGGAGGAUAAUACGACGAGGUUUUUUGUGUUGAGGAGGGGGGAGGGGUGGAAUGGGGGAGGGGUUCCUGGUCGGGAUCAGGACCAGGCAGGGGAGGAGGAGGAAACUGUGGCGGCCGCCGGGCAUAAAUCGCUGGUGUCGUUUACGGUGCCGCAUCGGCGGGCUGGGGCACUGGCGGAUGUGUUGAAUCGGUUUCGGGGGUGGGGGUUGAACUUGACGAGUAUUAGUAGUGUGCCGAGCUUGGAUGGGCCGUUUCAGUAUCUGUUCUUUGUGGAGUUUGAGGGGGGCCGGUUUGAUGACCCCGAGGGACGGGUUGGGGGUGUGUUGGAGGACUUGGAGGGCGUGGCGGAGCGGUGGAGGUGGUUGGGGAGUUGGCGGAACCGGAGAGAGUGA
Messenger RNA from Dichotomopilus funicola, 999 nucleotides. Its product is annotated as Prephenate dehydratase-domain-containing protein. Gene Ontology annotation, cellular component: cytoplasm. The record is from RefSeq and is a predicted model, not a curated record. The transcript has 3 exons. NCBI's taxonomy places the organism in Eukaryota, Fungi, Ascomycota, Sordariomycetes, Sordariales, Chaetomiaceae. Gene Ontology annotation, molecular function: chorismate mutase activity; prephenate dehydratase activity. The coding region runs from base 1 to 999 and encodes 332 amino acids. Gene Ontology annotation, biological process: L-phenylalanine biosynthetic process.